UGGGUUUAGAUGAACUGGGCUGGGCUGGGCUGGGCUGUCCCUGGAGCUUCUCCACCCUCUCCCUCCCACCUCCCCCAGGUGAAAUCCGUCAGCCACGACCUGGAGCAGCUGAGCCGGCUGCUGCACCUGGCUCGGAGCCUGCUGCAGAACCCCUUCCUGUGCCUGGGCUCCUACGUGGGCAGCCUGAUGGGCUCGGUGCUCUACUGCGUGCUGGAGCCGCUGGCCGCCUCCAUCAACCCCCUCAACGACCACUGGACCCUGCGGGAUUACGCUGCCAUGCUGCUGGGCCGCAUCUUCUGGAGCCACGGGGAGUUGGUGAGGGGGCUCUACCAGCAGAUCCUGCUCUCGCUCCAGAAGGUUCUGGCGGAUCCCGUGCGGCCGCUCUGCUCCCACUACGGGGCCGUGGUGGGGCUGCACGCGCUGGGAUGGAAGGUUUGGGGGGCUACAGGGGGACCUUGA
This is a messenger RNA of Pyrgilauda ruficollis (rufous-necked snowfinch), 459 nucleotides long. Its product is annotated as TAF6-like RNA polymerase II p300/CBP-associated factor-associated factor 65 kDa subunit 6L. The record is from RefSeq and is a predicted model, not a curated record. Gene Ontology annotation, cellular component: SLIK (SAGA-like) complex; transcription factor TFIID complex; SAGA complex. Bases 10 to 459 code for a protein of 149 amino acids. Gene Ontology annotation, molecular function: RNA polymerase II general transcription initiation factor activity; transcription coactivator activity. The transcript is spliced from 4 exons. Gene Ontology annotation, biological process: transcription initiation at RNA polymerase II promoter; RNA polymerase II preinitiation complex assembly. NCBI's taxonomy places the organism in Eukaryota, Metazoa, Chordata, Aves, Passeriformes, Passeridae.